GUUCGUGACUGAAUUCACCAGACGAGCACAGGCUCGGUGUUCGGCUUGGGGUAGGCUCGGUCCCUGGAGAUGAUUCGAGGUGGUGUUGGAAUCUCGAGGAAGACGGGGAGGGAGGGGUAGCUCGGUUCCCGGGGUUUGGUUGAAAACCAUACAAUGCUCCAGGUUGCGGGUUUCGUUUCCGUGUGUUGAUCCUUUUGAUGAUGUGGUGAGCGUCACUCGGUGAUAUUGAGAGAGAGCGAACGAGAGCGAGCGAACUAGAGAGAAAGAGAGAGCGAGGUAUUGAGGGAAGUGUGAGCGCGAUUUUGCAAUUGAGAGGGUUUUGCUCGUGUUUGUGGAAGUGUCGUAUUUUCUUUUUAUAUUUUGUGCUGUGUGAGAGCGAAGAGAGGGGCGGGUAAGGGUGAGAGUUGUAGACAAAAGGAGAGAAGACGAGGGGUUUGAAAGAUUUUAUCGAGGUUUGGGUGAGGAGGGUGUUGAGGAGCGAGACUUGUGUUGGUGUAGAGGAGGUGAGCAGAGAGGAGUCGAGGUGGAGAUUAUCGAAUAAAGGCAGUUAGGGUAUGGUGGUGGAAUGUGGUUUUAACAUGGCAGCUUCCAAUACGCUUUCGGCUGUGAAUGGGCACACUGUGCAACGCCGCAGUGUUGGUAGUGCUGGUAGUGUUGGGCAGAGCAACACAGGGUUGUCUUUUCAGUGCCAGCCGGUGCAGAACCCGGGGGGUCACUCGGACUCUGCGAGGUUGCACACCAACGGCAACUGCGGGGACAACAAGCAGUGCAGGGGUGAAUUUUUGAGUGCCAAAGAUGCUAGUCGUCGGAAGAGGGUGAACCGGACUGCCAAACUGAAGCAGUGUAAGCUGGACGCUCGAAGGGAACAGUGGUUAUCACAAGGUUCUCAAGGAAAACAAGAUAGGGCGGAACAACAGCAACAAAGUAAUGCGCAGCAGCAUCAGAGUUGUAAACAUCAUCAUAAGGCAGGAGAUGGUGAGUGCAUGGCGCAGGAAAGGGCUGGUCCGUCAGGGCAUCCUCGCAGUCAGGCCUCAGGAUCCAGUGGAUCUGCUGGUGAGCGGACACCUGUAGGUUCACCUGCUACUCAUUCUCGGUCGUCUGGCAGUGUUUCGGGUAACGAAGCUAAGAACUCUAAAAUAGAGGCUCCACCAAGACGUCAGGAUGGUUCCUCUAGGGCAUCUAAGUAUUUUGGGGACGAAGAAUUGCAUGGAGGAAGUGACCAUAAGCAGGACUUGGCUAAUAACGGGCGUGCAAGUAGUAAUGCGAGCAAGUCGAGGUCAAAUAGCUCUUGUGCAAGUAGUAGCUAUACAGGAAGCGGUUCCGAAGACAACGAUGAGUCACAUGAAGCAGAAGAUGAUUGGGAAUCUGCUUUUGAUGCGUUGCAUGUGCAGAGCUCGCCACAUCGAUCUGAGGGUUCACAUAAGGGUCCUAGUUCUGAUAGAGCGCAGCAUAAUGAAGGAAAAGAGCUGCAUGAUAAGAAGCAAAAUGGUGCUCAUCAGUACAAUCAGCAUCAUUCUGAUAUGCAGAGUGGCCAGCUGAAACCCGAGUAUAAAUACAAGAAUUCUGGAUUCGGAGGUAGGAGAGGACACGGCGGAAGGGCUUGGCGGCCUGACGAUGUGUCUCGGCCUCCGACAUUGCCGAGACUUACGAAACAGCAUACAUAUCCAAACCAUUCGAGCAGUAACCACCAAGGUUGGGGUAACAUGCACGGAAACUUGUGGGGCAAUCAACCUGCGACACCAUCAUACUGCCCGAUCUGCACAGAGGAGCUUGAUAUGACAGACUCGUCGUAUAUGCCCUGCACUUGCGGCUUUCAACUUUGCCUGUUCUGUUACCACAGAAUUUCUUCAGAUGACGGGCGCUGUCCAGGUUGUAGGAAAGCCUACAACGCUGACUCUGCUGUAAAGCUGUCGCGGUCCUCCUCUGUCUGGCUACGAGUUUGAACAUGAAAUGUGGAUGCACGACUUUCUAGAGUGAGAGUUGGAGGAUAUUAGAAUAUGUUGUGUGGUUACCAUAGUGGUCUUUCCAGCGUAUGGAUGCAGCAAGGACAUCUUAUGUAGCAUAUCGACUUGGCUUUUAAAGCACUAGUAAAAAAUUAUCUGUUGAAUUGGAUUACGGCAGUAGGCUUUUGUUGCCUCUGUUUUGCAAACUAGUACUCCAUUUUGUCAGAUUGAUACAUUGAACUCAUGGUCAUCUGGGAAAAUCUUUAAAUUUUUUUUUUAAAAAAAAACUUGGCUAUCUUGAAAACAA
Messenger RNA from Physcomitrium patens, 2250 nucleotides. RefSeq lists its product as uncharacterized. Lineage: Eukaryota; Viridiplantae; Streptophyta; Bryopsida; Funariales; Funariaceae. The record is from RefSeq and is a predicted model, not a curated record. Gene Ontology annotation, cellular component: CCR4-NOT complex. Gene Ontology annotation, molecular function: ubiquitin-protein transferase activity. Gene Ontology annotation, biological process: protein ubiquitination.